Capra hircus (goat) is the source of this 3538-nucleotide messenger RNA. It is a transcript of the gene PRMT3, whose product is annotated as protein arginine methyltransferase 3. Gene Ontology annotation, molecular function: protein-arginine N-methyltransferase activity. The record is from RefSeq and is a predicted model, not a curated record. Gene Ontology annotation, cellular component: nucleus. Bases 252 to 1835 code for a protein of 527 amino acids. Gene Ontology annotation, biological process: peptidyl-arginine methylation. Lineage: Eukaryota; Metazoa; Chordata; Mammalia; Artiodactyla; Bovidae. The transcript is spliced from 16 exons.
CCCGCCCUCGCCCCGCCUACCCCAGCUCACGCGAAAGACGCCGCGCACCUGAGGCCGGAAGUGCUCGCGAGCCGGCGCGCGCGCUCUCGCGUUUCCUGGCGUCCCCGAGGUUUCCCCGAGCAACCGCGCCGCUGCGCGCUCACGUUACUUCCGGGAUUCCCGGGCCGGCGUUGCUCUGAGGCGGCUACGCGCGCGCUGCUCCAGCCGUUCCCCGCCCCGAGGCACGCUGGUCUCCCAGGGCCGCCCCAGCCAUGUGCUCGUUAGCGUCAGGCACUACCGGCGCCGCGGAGGAGGAGGACCCUCCAGGCCUGUCGGACAGCGGAGAUGAGGCCAGCUGGGAGGAUGAGGACGAUGCGGAUCUCCCCCACGCCGAGCAGCAGACCCCCUGCCUCUUCUGUGACAGGUUAUUUACAUCUGCUGAAGAAACAUUUUCACAUUGUAAGUCAGAGCAUCAAUUUAGUAUUGAUAACAUGGUUCAUAAACAUGGACUUGAAUUUUAUGGAUACAUUAAACUGAUAAAUUUUAUUAGACUUAAGAAUCCUACAGUUGAAUAUAUGAAUUCCAUAUACAACCCAGUGCCUUGGGAGAAAGAAGAAUAUUUAAAGCCAGUAUUAGAAGAUGACCUUUUACUUCAAUUUGAUGUAGAAGAUCUUUAUGAACCGCUGUCAGUCCCAUUCUCAUAUCCCAAUGGGCUCAGUGAAAAUGCAUCUCUUGUUGAAAAAUUGAAACACAUGGAAGCCAGGGCACUAGCUGCUGAAGCUGCAUUGGCUGGAGCACGUGAGGACCUGCAGAAAAUGAAACAAUUUGCUCAGGAUUUUGUGAUGAACGCAGAUGUCAGAGCCUGCCCGUCAUCUACCACUGCCAUUGCAGACCUCCCGGAGGAUGAGGAUGGUGUUUAUUUCAGCUCCUACGGGCAUUAUGGGAUACACGAAGAAAUGCUCAAGGACAAAGUACGAACAGAAAGUUACCGAGAUUUUAUAUACCAAAACCCACAUAUCUUCAAAGACAAGGUAGUUUUGGAUGUUGGUUGUGGAACUGGAAUUCUUUCUAUGUUUGCUGCUAAAGCAGGGGCAAAGAAGGUUCUUGGAGUUGAUCAGUCUGAAAUACUUUACCAGGCAAUGGAUAUCAUAAGAUUAAAUAAACUUGAAGAUACUAUUACACUAAUUAAAGGAAAAAUUGAAGAAGUUCGUCUUCCUGUAGAAAAAGUGGAUGUUAUUAUAUCUGAAUGGAUGGGCUAUUUUCUUCUCUUUGAGUCUAUGUUAGAUUCUGUCCUUUAUGCAAAGAACAAAUACUUGGCAAAAGGAGGAUCGGUCUACCCUGAUAUUUGCACUAUCAGCCUUGUGGCAGUAAGUGAUAUGAAUAAGCAUGCUGAUAGAAUUGCUUUUUGGGAUGACGUCUAUGGCUUCAACAUGUCCUGCAUGAAGAAAGCAGUCAUUCCAGAGGCUGUGGUGGAUAUUUUAGAUCCAAAGACACUUAUUUCAGAUGCCUUUAGUAUUAAGCAUAUAGAUUGUCAUACGACAUCUGUUUCAGAUUUGGAAUUUUCUUCAGAUUUUACCCUAAAAAUCACAGAGACAUCAUUGUGCACGGCAAUUGCUGGCUACUUCGAUAUAUAUUUUGAGAAGAAUUGCCACAACAAGGUUGUGUUUUCUACGGGCCCGCUGAGCACCAAAACACACUGGAAGCAAACAAUAUUUCUAUUGGAAAAGCCAUUUUCAGUUAAAGCAGGUGAAGCCUUGAAAGGAAAGAUCACAGUGCACAAGAAUAAGAAAGAUCCACGUUCUCUCAUUGUGACCCUCACAUUGAACAAUACAACUCAAACUUAUGGUCUCCAGUAAAAAGGCUACAAAAGCGCCAACUAAUCUGCAGCUUUUAUGGUCGGGGAGGGGCGGGCAGUAGGGGAGGAAGCUUAUGUGAACACAUGGAUGUUGAAUCUUUGAAUCUGGUAAUUUAGCUACAGAGGGAACUGAUCCUCGUGAUCCACCUCUGUAAUCACAUUCUUGAAAGUCUGGCCGGUGAGAUUUAACAAAAUAUAAUCCCUGCAUUGAGUUCAGCUGUAUUGAAAGUCAUUCAAAUUGGCCUAAAUUUGGAACAGAGGUAUAAUCUUUUGUUGUUUUUAAUAAUUUUCUUACUAUAAAUUUUAAACACUAGUAAUUGAUUGUUAUUUGGAUACUGUUUUAUGAAACUAGUAACUGUACACAAGGUAUUACACAUUUUAUUGAAAAUUUCCUUUCUAAGAAAUAGUUUUAAUUGUAUCUGCUAGAAUAUCAGGAUAUAAUAUAGAGCAAGUGUAAGGGACUAAAAUGUGGAAAAGAGACCACACAAACUGUAUUUGAAGACAGCUUAGUUGAUUGUUGUAUAUAAUUCUGUUCCCAUUUUUUAGCUGCUUCUCUCUUUGCAAAUAUUUUUCAGUCAUAUAGUUUUCUACUACUGCCCAGGAAAUCGUUUCAAUACAUUUGCCCUAGAUUUCAAAAAAAAAUUUAAAAGAUUGGUAUAUAUAUUGUAUUUAUUUGCUAAUACUUUUUUCAAACUAGUUUUAUGUACAAAGUUAAACAUGUAACUGUUAAUAUACUUUUAUCACUCUGUACAAUUGUGUCAUUUACAAUUAUUGACCCAGUUUGAAAUACAGAAAACAUUCAAAUAAACAUAUACAACAGCCAUUAAUAUUAUAAAGUGACAUUUCUACAUACCAAAGCCGUUUACAAAAUUAGAAACAUUUAAAACAAGUCCUAGCAAAGGAAUCGUUUUUAAGAAAAUAGGAAUUUUAAGAAGAGGUGGAUCGCAUGGUUCAUUUCCAUUCAUCAGCUGGUUCAUUUUCACAACAAGACACACACAAAGCAGCGUAGUGUUGUGUUGAGAAGCAUGAAUUCUGGAGCCAGUUCAAGCCUUGGCUGCAGCUGUUACUUGCUGUGUAAUCCUAGGUUCCUUAACCUCUCUCUCCCUCCAUAAAUGCGCCAAUUCAUGAGCUGAUACAUUUAAACUACUGAAAUGUAUACAUUUCAACUGAUACAUUUCAACAACUUAUAUGUGCCUGGCACAUAGAAAACACUUAGUCCCUGCUCAGUGAUAUCAUCAUCAGCAUACAGUCAAGGACCCCUUCCAAAGACUGUGGUGGCAUCUACAUUACAUCAGUUUGAGAAUUGUCAACCUUAUGAGAUACUACUGUAGUGUGUGAGUGAGUGGGAAGAUUACAAGAGAAUUUAAUAUUUAUUUAGCAAAAAAAUACAUCAAAAAGAAGCUGUCUUUUGGUCUUCAGUAGAAAACUGGAGUUCCAGCAAUAGGAAAAAUAGCCCCAUCAAACGAUGGUAUUUCAGACCUUAAUGUAAGUCUUCGUUCUUCGUAAGCAUGGUUUCUUUUUUCACUGAGCCAAACUAGUCAGCUUGUUUUCACCAUGGUUUGGAUUCCGGCCACUACUGGAAAUGUGUACUGUUGCUAAUACAGCUCAAAAUAUUUUAAAUUUCUAUCUGGGGUAUUUCAUAUAACAAUUUGAGUAAUGGGAUGAUGGAUCAAAAGUAAAAAGAUUCACCAUUAACUUAAAAAA